AUGGGAAGCGCAGCCAUGGACACCAAGAAGAAGAAAGAGGUUUCCAGCCCUGGCGGGAGCAGUGGCAAAAAGAACCCCAGCCUGAAGAGGCGGUCACUGCGAGUGCACAUUCCGGACCUGAGUUCCUUUGCCAUGCCGCUCCUGGAUGGAGAUGUGGAGAGUUCAGAAAAGCAUUCUUCUCGGAAGGUGGAUGGUCCCUUUAGCUCAGGCAGCCCCUCCAGAGGACUCUUCUCCAGGGGCCCCCAGCCCCGGCCCUCCAGCCCUGUGUCUGCUCCUGUGAGGCCCAAGACGAGCCCUGGCUCUCCCAGAACUGUGUUCCCGUUCUCCUCCCAGGAGUCCCCUCCACGCUCGCCACGCCGCAUGAGCCUCAGUGGGAUCUUCCGCUCCUCAUCCAAAGAGUCUUCCCCCAACUCCAACCCGUCUACCUCUCCUGGGGGCAUCAGGUUCUUCUCACGGUCCAGAAAAACCUCCAGCGUCUCCUCUUCUCCAUCGACACCCACCCAAGUGACCAAACAGCACCCAUUUCCCCUGGAGUCCUACAAGCAGGAGCCCGAACGCCUAGAAAGCCGCAUCUAUGCCUCCUCGCCCCCUCCGGACACUGGGCAGCGUUUCUGCCUGGCCUUUCAGAGCCCAGCUCGGCCCCCUCUGGCAUCCCCGACAUACCACGCUCCUUUGAGAACUGCGGCGCUGGCGGCGGCCCCGGGACCCGCGGAAGCCGGCAUGCUGGAGAAGCUGGAGUUCCAGGAGGAAGCAGAAGACUCAGAAAGUGGCGUUUAUAUGCGAUUCAUGAGGUCACACAAGUGCUAUGACAUCGUUCCAACCAGUUCAAAGCUUGUUGUCUUCGACACUACGUUGCAAGUUAAAAAGGCCUUCUUUGCCUUGGUAGCCAACGGAGUCCGUGCAGCGCCACUGUGGGAAAGUAAAAAGCAGAGCUUUGUAGGAAUGCUCACGAUUACAGAUUUCAUAAAUAUACUACACAGAUACUAUAAAUCACCCAUGGUACAGAUUUAUGAACUGGAGGAACAUAAGAUUGAAACUUGGAGGGAGUUGUACUUACAAGAAACCUUCAAGCCUUUGGUGAAUAUCUCUCCAGAUGCGAGCCUCUUCGAUGCUGUAUACUCGUUGAUCAAAAAUAAAAUCCACAGAUUGCCAGUUAUUGACCCUAUCAGUGGGAAUGCACUUUAUAUACUUACCCACAAAAGAAUCCUCAAGUUUCUCCAGCUUUUUAUGUCUGACAUGCCGAAGCCCGCCUUCAUGAAGCAGAACCUGGAUGAGCUUGGGAUAGGAACGUACCACAAUAUUGCCUUCAUUCACCCGGAUACCCCCAUCAUCAAAGCCUUGAACAUCUUUGUGGAGAGACGGAUAUCCGCACUGCCUGUGGUGGAUGAGUCAGGAAAAGUUGUAGAUAUUUAUUCCAAGUUUGAUGUAAUUAAUCUUGCUGCUGAGAAAACAUACAAUAACCUAGACAUCACAGUGACCCAGGCCCUGCAGCACCGCUCACAGUAUUUUGAGGGUGUGGUAAAGUGCAGUAAGCUGGAAACACUGGAGACCAUCGUGGACAGAAUAGUGAGAGCCGAGGUCCAUCGGCUGGUAGUAGUGAAUGAAGCAGACAGUAUUGUGGGUAUUAUCUCCCUGUCAGACAUCCUGCAAGCCCUGAUCCUCACACCAGCAGGUGCCAAACAGAAGGAGACAGAGGCCGAAUGACACCGUGACUGUCAGCGCCCUUGCAGGAGAACUUGAACAAAGUCUCGGGGUCACGUUUUGCCUCAUGAACACUGGCUGCAAUAGAAGAGAGUAAAAUGGCUAAGAAUGUAUAUCAGGGUUUAGUGAUGGAUAUUUUUCCAGUGAUUUGUAAGUAUAGGAAAAGAUUUUAUGUGCUUGAAGAUUCAGGCUUACAUUCAAAGGCUGUCCUCAGACCCGUCUGAAGGAUUUUCGAUGAUGUGUGUCAUUAAAGUGCACUGUGUCCUGAAAUAGUACUACUUUUCAUUUCAAAGAAGUCACUGGGAUGGAACAGGUGACAGGAAGUGAGUAAACGGCACGUCCAGAUCACGGUGCCUUAUGUCCAAGCGCAAUAUGUCACCGCCGCCGCUGCCGUGUGCGUGCGCGCGCCCCAGAGUGCUGCUGAAGAGACACCCAGCAUCCGCAAACCUUUCACCCAGUCUCUUUCUUUUCACUCAAUUGGUUGAAAAGUUUUAAUUUGAAUAUAGGCAACUGAAAACGUCAAGUGAUGCUUCUACGUGCUCCGUGUCCCGCUCUGGCCACCGCGUCGGCGGCGAGGCUGGCUUGGCCCCAGCGCUUUAUUUAUUUUUACUCUCAUGCAGGUUUUCUACGCAUCUUGUGGUGAGCGGACUUCACCAUACCUACGAAUAAAAUCUUGAUUGUUCUCUCAAGUGGAAAAAUCUCUUGAGAUUUUAGUUUGGAUCUGGAAAGGCUAUGCCUUCCAAACAACCACUGCUGGGUCUUUUAAAUGUUUAUGGAAACGGGCCGUGGCCGCAGGGAUGAAGAACAGGAAGAUGUCUGGUUUUUUUUUAUUGUGUGUUGAAAUGUAAACUCAUGAUGUUUGUGUGACCGCUGACAAGACGCUUGUAACUUUUAUUGUGACACAUAAAACAGUAUUGUCAUGCAGUUGAAGGGAAACUCCUUCCCCACCUCUCCCCCGUGUAAGUGCUCUAAAAAUGUUGACACUAUAUAUCUGUGUGUGUGUGUGUGUAUAUAUGAGCAGAGUUUGAGGGUUUGUUUUGGGGAUUUGUUUUGUUUUGUUUUCCAGAUUGAAGAUUAAAAUAAAUCCUAUCUACCAGUUU
Messenger RNA from Apodemus sylvaticus (European woodmouse), 2801 nucleotides. It is a transcript of the gene Prkag2, whose product is annotated as protein kinase AMP-activated non-catalytic subunit gamma 2. The transcript is spliced from 16 exons. The record is from RefSeq and is a predicted model, not a curated record. Lineage: Eukaryota; Metazoa; Chordata; Mammalia; Rodentia; Muridae. Bases 1 to 1704 code for a protein of 567 amino acids.